AUGGUUAAAGCUAUCAUUGCGCCAUCCAUCCUUGCAUCGGAUUUCGCCAACUUAGGAUGCAAUUGCCACAAAAUGUAUGACUCUGGUGCCGAUUGGCUCCACAUUGAUGUUAUGGACGGCCAUUUUGUGCCCAACAUUUCUCUCGGACCGCCAAUCAUCACCAGCUUGAGAAAGGAAAUUCCCCGCAAAGCAGAAAAGACGUUUUUCGACUGUCAUAUGAUGGUGCUGGAGCCUGAAAAGUGGGUUCCGGAAAUUGCGAAAGCAGGAGGUGACCAAUACACCUUCCAUUACGAGUCCACCAAGGACCCAUUAGCGUUGAUCAAAUUGAUCAAGGAAAAUGGAAUGAAGGCGGCCUGUGCUAUCAAGCCAGGAACCUCUGUGGAUGUCUUGUAUGAGAUUGGGCUGGAGUUGGAUAUGGCUUUGGUUAUGACUGUUGAACCUGGCUUUGGUGGGCAAAAAUUCAUGGCUGACAUGAUGCCAAAAGUGGAGAAGUUGAGAACCAAGUUCCCUCAUUUGAACAUCCAGGUUGAUGGUGGUUUGGGCAAGGAAACCGUGCCAGCUGCAGCUGAGGCAGGAGCUAAUGUAAUUGUAGCUGGCACUUCGUGUUUCACUGCUCCGGACCCUGUUGUGCUCAUUGAUUUCAUGAGAGAAACCGUCAACAACAGCUUGCGGGCUAAGGGAUACUAUACGGAAUAG
This is a messenger RNA of Clavispora lusitaniae ATCC 42720, 696 nucleotides long. RefSeq names its product ribulose-phosphate 3-epimerase (gene RPE1). Gene Ontology annotation, cellular component: cytosol. Lineage: Eukaryota; Fungi; Ascomycota; Pichiomycetes; Serinales; Metschnikowiaceae. Gene Ontology annotation, molecular function: D-ribulose-phosphate 3-epimerase activity; metal ion binding. The record is from RefSeq and is a predicted model, not a curated record. Gene Ontology annotation, biological process: carbohydrate metabolic process; pentose-phosphate shunt, non-oxidative branch; pentose-phosphate shunt.